Molecule: messenger RNA, 3418 nt
Organism: Apodemus sylvaticus (European woodmouse)
Lineage: Eukaryota; Metazoa; Chordata; Mammalia; Rodentia; Muridae
Gene: Mdga1
Product: MAM domain containing glycosylphosphatidylinositol anchor 1
Exons: 17
Coding region: 224-3094 (956 amino acids)
Biological process (GO): homophilic cell-cell adhesion
Cellular component (GO): plasma membrane
Molecular function (GO): protein binding
Source: RefSeq, a predicted model, not a curated record
CUGGGCCAGCGCCCCCUGCGUCUCCACCCGGGCAGCCGCCCUUUGGGAAGAGGACGAAGCCGAGUAGCGGCUUGCUCAGACUCCUAGUCUCGGUCGCCGCCCUCUCCAACGCGUCUCAGGGAAAAGGAGGGAACGCGGAGGGCAUCGCGGCGCCCCGGCGGAUGAGCCCCCCGCCGCCUCUCAGGCUGCGCCGCCUCGCGGGGAUGAAGCACUGGCCGUGAAGAUGGAGGUGACCUGCCUUCUACUUCUGGCGCUGAUCCCCUUCCACUGUCGGGGACAAGGAGUCUACGCUCCAGCCCAGGCCCAGAUCGUGCAUGCAGGGCAGGCCUGUGUGGUGAAGGAGGACAACGUCAGCGAGCGAGUCUACACCAUCCGAGAGAGCGACACCCUGGUGCUGCAGUGCCUGGUCACUGGACACCCUCGGCCCCAGGUGCGGUGGACCAAAACUGCCGGCAGCGCAUCAGACAAGUUCCAGGAGACGUCAGUGUUCAAUGAGACUCUGCGGAUUGAGCGCAUUGGCCGCACGCAGGGAGGUCGCUACUACUGCAAGGCGGAGAACGGAGUGGGCGUACCGGCCAUCAAGUCUAUCCGUGUGGACGUGCAGUACUUAGACGAGCCUGUGCUGACGGUGCACCAGACGGUGAGCGACGUCCGAGGCAACUUCUACCAGGAGAAGACUGUGUUUCUGCGCUGUACCGUCAGCUCCAACCCGCCCGCCCGCUUUAUCUGGAAGCGGGGCUCCGACACCCUGUCCCACAGCCAGGACAAUGGGGUUGACAUCUACGAGCCUCUCUAUACUCAGGGGGAGACGAAGGUCUUGAAGCUGAAGAACCUGCGGCCCCAAGACUAUGCCAGCUACACCUGCCAGGUGUCCGUGCGCAACGUCUGCGGCAUCCCAGACAAGGCUAUCACCUUCCAGCUCACCAACACCACGGCACCUCCAGCCUUGAAGCUGUCUGUGAACGAAACUCUGGUGGUGAACCCUGGGGAGAACGUGACAGUGCAGUGUCUGCUGACGGGCGGCGAUCCCCUCCCCCAGCUGCACUGGUCCCACGGACCUGGCCCACUGCCCCUGGGAGCUCUGGCUCAGGGUGGUACCCUCAGCAUCCCUUCAGUGCAGGCCCGGGAUUCUGGCUACUACAACUGCACAGCAACCAACAAUGUAGGCAACCCAGCCAAGAAGACGGUCAACCUGCUGGUGCGAUCCUUGAAGAAUGCCACAUUCCAGAUCACCCCCGACAUGAUCAAAGAGAGCGAGAACAUUCAGCUGGGUCAGGACCUGAAGCUGUCCUGCCACGUGGACGCCGUGCCCCAGGAGAAGGUGAACUACCAGUGGUUUAAAAACGGCAAGCCGGCACGCACAUCCAAGAGGCUGCUGGUGACCCGAAAUGACCCGGAGUUGCCUGCCAUCACCAGCAGCCUGGAGCUCAUUGACCUACACUUCAGUGACUACGGCACUUACCUGUGCGUGGCUUCUUUCCCGGGGUCACCUGUGCCCGACCUCAGCGUAGAGGUCAACAUCUCCUCCGAGACAGUACCGCCCACCAUCAGUGUGCCCAAGGGCCGAGCAGCGGUGACAGUUCGGGAGGGCUCUCCUGCCGAGCUCCAAUGCGAAGUGCGGGGCAAGCCCCGGCCUCCAGUGCUGUGGUCUCGAGUGGACAAGGAGGCCGCCCUUCUGCCCUCGGGGCUGGCCCUGGAAGAGACUCCGGAUGGGAAGCUGCGGCUGGAAAGUGUGAGCCGAGACAUGAGCGGUACCUACCGCUGCCAGACUGCUCGCUACAAUGGUUUCAACGUACGACCCCGGGAGGCUCAGGUGCAGCUGACGGUACACUUCCCUCCAGAGGUAGAGCCCAGUUCCCAAGACGUGCGCCAGGCUCUGGGCCGGCCUGUGCUCCUGCGCUGCUCGCUCCUGCGUGGCAGUCCCCAACGCAUCGCCUCGGCCGUGUGGCGCUUCAAAGGACAGCUGCUGCCCCCGCCGCCUGUUCUCCCCGCCACUGCUGCUGAGACCUCCGAUCACGCAGAACUGCGCCUGGACGCCCUGACCCGUGACAGCAGUGGCAGCUACGAGUGCAGCGUCUCCAACGACGUGGGCUCAGCCACCUGCCUCUUCCAGGUCUCCGCCAAAGCCUACAGCCCGGAGUUUUACUUCGACACCCCCAACCCCACCCGCAGCCACAAGCUGUCCAAGAAUUACUCCUAUGUGCUGCAGUGGACACAGAGGGAGCCAGAUGCCGUGGACCCCGUGCUCAACUACAGACUCAGCAUCCGACAGUUGAACCAGCACAAUGCCAUGGUCAAGGCCAUCCCUGUUCGGCGUGUGGAGAAGGGACAGCUGCUGGAGUACAUCUUGACUGAUCUCCGCAUGCCCCACAGCUAUGAGAUCCGCCUCACACCCUACACCACCUUUGGGGCUGGUGACAUGGCUUCCCGAAUCAUCCACUACACAGAGCCUAUCAACUCGCCCAGCCUGUCAGACAACACCUGUCACUUUGAGGAUGAGAAAAUCUGCGGCUACACCCAGGAUCUGACAGACAACUUUGACUGGACGCGGCAGAAUGCGCUUACCCAGAACCCCAAGCGCUCUCCCAAUACUGGGCCUCCUACUGACAUCAGUGGCACCCCUGAAGGCUAUUACAUGUUCAUUGAGACCUCCAGACCCCGGGAGCUGGGGGACCGCGCAAGGCUGGUGAGUCCCCUGUACAACGCCAGCGCCAAGUUCUACUGCGUCUCUUUCUUCUACCACAUGUAUGGGAAACACAUCGGUUCCCUCAACCUCCUGGUGCGGUCCAGGAACAAAGGCGCUCUAGACACGCACGCCUGGUCCCUCAGUGGCAAUAAGGGUAACGUGUGGCAGCAGGCUCAUGUGCCCAUCAACCCCAGCGGGCCCUUCCAGAUUAUUUUUGAGGGGGUUCGAGGCUCGGGCUACCUGGGGGAUAUUGCCAUAGAUGAUGUCACACUGAAGAAGGGAGAGUGUCCCCGGAGGCAGAUGGAUCCCAACAAAGUGGUGGUGAUGCCAGGCAGUGGAGCCCCCUGCCUGCCCAGCCUGCAGCUCUGGGGAUCUAUGGCCAUCUUCCUCUUGGCGUGGCAGAGAUGAUGAGAGCCGUGUGGCCCCCACCCAACCCUGCCCCCGGCACACCAAAGUGUCCACAUCGUACCAAAGACUGACCCCUGCCAGCCGGGGUGCCCAGGGGCGGGGCCGGCCCGCCAGGGAGGGGGCCUUCAUUGGCUGCAAGGAUGAGCAGAGAACUCGGACAGAGGCCAGGCCAGGCUCUGGUGGUUGUUCAACACACACACACUCACACACACACUCACACUCACACACACAGAUAUAUUAAAGCACAAGUUUCUAUUCGACCUGCCAGCACCUCCUUUACUGUGGAGAUGAGACUUACGUGGAUGGCGUCCACCACCUCCAGGG